Messenger RNA from Effrenium voratum, 952 nucleotides. NCBI's taxonomy places the organism in Eukaryota, Dinophyceae, Suessiales, Symbiodiniaceae. The record is from the annotation of a GenBank genome assembly.
CGGAGCAACCGAGCAUCCCUGGCAGGGUCUAGGGGUUGGCGUUUUCGUGCGCCAUGAUCCUUACCGGUGGCUCCUGUACCCCGCAACCGUGCCUUCAGCCUGCGGUCUUCGCUGGGUCUGCGCCAUUGGCGACAUACUCGCAGGCACCCUUGGCGGCUUACUCGCAGCCGCCGUUGGCGACUUAUUCGCCCCAGCCGCCGUUGGCGACUUAUUCGCCCCAGCCGCCGUUGGCGACUUAUUCGCCCCAGGCGCCGUUGGCUGCUUACCCGCCGCAGACGCUCUAUCAGCCGCUCGGGCCCAGCCCCUGCCAGUAUGUCUCUGUGCCGGCGCCGAUCCUGGCAACCAGCAGCUAUAUGACCAGCGGGCUGCAAGGUUACGGGUGCGCCGUGCCAGCAUCGGCCGGCUCCUUCUCGGUGCCGGGCGGCGCCAUCCCCAGAUACCCAAGCAGCUUCAGCGGCGGCUCCUUUGUGGUGCCCCCCGGCGGGUCCUACGUGCCGCCGGUGGCCUACGUGCAGCCCAGCGGCUCCUUCGUGGCGCCGCCCGGAUACGUGCCACCCGCGCUGGGCAGCAGCUCCUACGUGCCGCCCAUAGGCACUGGCUCCUAUGUGCCGCCCGUGACUGGCUCGUAUGUGCCGCCCCUGGCGACAAGCGGCAGUUUCGAUGGCUUCGGCUUUCCGAGCACCGGCUCCUUCGUGGCGCCGCCUGGACCUGUGGGUUUGGCGAAGCUGAGAAACAAGGAGUUCAAGUUCUACGUGAAGCCACCAAAGUCAGCAGACGAAGGUCAUCCGGCGCAGCUCGCUCAGCCGUCCGAGGCUUUGAGAAGCGUGCCGAGGGCUGCAGCCCCGGCACCUUACAAGACAUCUUCGAAGGCGCCGGUCUCUACGAAGAAGGCCAAGUCGUCGCGGUCGGCGGCUUGCUGCUGACGAAAGGGCAAAGAACCUCCGCGGGGAAG